Molecule: messenger RNA, 885 nt
Organism: Amphimedon queenslandica
Lineage: Eukaryota; Metazoa; Porifera; Demospongiae; Haplosclerida; Niphatidae
Exons: 3
Coding region: 120-851 (243 amino acids)
Source: RefSeq, a predicted model, not a curated record
AGUACAACUUACUACAAGUAGCUCCAUCAUAAGCAGUACUACAGAUACUCCUACCAUCAGUAGCUCUACUUCUAUUCCUACCACUAGAUUAACUAGUACAUUAGUGACAGGUACAGUGUAUGUUCAUUUGUGUAGUUAUAAUGUACUUUAUUGUAUACAUAGGUCCUUCAACUGCUUCAUCUCCACUAUCUUCAUCCAUUACUUUACCAUUCUUAACUUCUUCAUCUACAUCAAUAUCUUCUUCAUCCAUUACUUCACAAACUUCUUCAUCCAUAUCUUCUUUAUUUAUAGUCCUACCUUCGUUUAUAGCUUCUUCAUCUACCAUAAUCCCAACUUUAUCCAUAUCCUCUUCUUCAUCAAUUAUUCAAUUGGUUUCUGGGAUAUCAAUUGCACUACUAAUUAUAAUAAUUGUUGUUGUAGUAAUUGUAGUGGUAGCAGCAACAGUUCGAUUUAAAAAGAGAAGAGGAAGAAUGGAAGUGAUUAAUGACGUUACAUUACUGAAGAGUAAUGAAAAUAAUAAUCAAAGUUCACAAGAGCAAGAGCUAUCAUCAGUUAAUCCACAGUAUGAGAAUGUACAUCUACAAGUUCCACAAUCAGAACUAUCAAUGGAAGAAUGUGCUGCUUAUGGUGUAGUGGAGGGUACUAGAUUCCCACAGUAUGAGACUGUAGAUCUACCAUCUCCACAGUCAGAGGGAGACUAUGAACUACCAGGAAAAGAGUGUGCUGCUUAUGGUGUAGUAGAGAGUGCUGGAUUCCCACAGUAUGAGACUGUAACAUUAACAGUUCCUCAGUCGGAACUAUCAAUGGAAGAGUGUGCUGCUUAUGAUAUAGUAGAGGGUAAUAGAUUUUAGAGUUGAUGUAUGUACUGGACUAGAUUUGGUAAAU